This is a messenger RNA of Oryzias melastigma (Indian medaka), 611 nucleotides long. RefSeq names its product prolow-density lipoprotein receptor-related protein 1. NCBI's taxonomy places the organism in Eukaryota, Metazoa, Chordata, Actinopteri, Beloniformes, Adrianichthyidae. The coding region runs from base 233 to 595 and encodes 120 amino acids. The record is from RefSeq and is a predicted model, not a curated record. The transcript has 2 exons.
UGGCUUUGACUAAAAACAACAUGAUUAUAUAUUAAAAAAAAACAAAAAAAACAAUGAAAAUGCUUAAAAAAUAGAUCAUAAGAUGAUUGGACCAGGAUUUUAAAAAUGUGAAAGUUACAGAAUUACAAGCCUUUGUGGAGGAGUUUUAAACCUUGUUGUCUCUUGUUCUGCAGAGCCUGAGCAUGAGCUCUUCCUGGUUUACGGCAAAGGCCGUCCUGGCGUAAUAAGAGGCAUGGAUAUGAAUGCCAAAGUCCCGGAUGAGUACAUGAUCCCAAUCGAGAACUUGAUGAACCCCAGAGCUCUGGACUUCCACGCUGAAAGCGAGUUCAUUUACUUCGCCGACGCCACCAGCUACAUCAUUGGCCGACAGAGAAUAGAUGGAACCGAGCGGGACAUCAUCAUGAAGGAAGGGAUCCACACUGUGGAGGGGAUUGCUGUGGACUGGAUGGCUGACAACUUGUACUGGACGGAUGAUGGACCCAAGAAAACCAUCAGUGUGGCUCGGCUGGAAAAAGCGUCACAGACUCGGAAAACUCUCAUCGAAGGCAAAAUGACUCACCCUCGCGCCAUUGUGGUGGAUCCACUUCAUGGGUAAGGGCGGAUGAAAGGAG